CCAGCAUUUGAACAAGUAAUGAGAAUGGUGGCUACAGGCUUUCUGUAACUUGGAAGGUAAAUGGAAGAUUUGGAGACUAACUUAAUCCAGACACGUAAAGCAUGUAGAAUAGAGCAAAUGGUAGCGAAAUGGCUUCAUCGCUCCCGGGAUGGUGCAUCAAGUGGCAGAGUGCCUGUGACAAAUGUCACCAGGGAUGGCAGUGGCCAGCCUGCCAGCCAUGUCAAGCUCACUGUCACAGUAUACAAAGACUUGGUCCUCCAUCACUAUGGCUUUGAGAUUUGCCCAAACCUUCCUCUUACAAUUGCAUCUGUCACUGCAGGGAGCACUGCUGAUGGGAAGCUGCUGCCAGGUGACCAGCUCCUCCGGAUAAACUCCACCAUGGUAGAGGACAUGUCCAUUGAACGGGUGGCUGACAUGAUCAGGGAGGCUGGUGACGAGCUCUUCCUAACCGUCCUGCGCAGUACGUCGGGUGGGCCUAAGUCAUCGUUCCUCACUGCAGAGAAGAGGGCGAGACUGAAAACAAACCCUGUGAAAGUACGUUUUGCAGAGGAAGUGCUGGUGAAUGGACACACACAGGGGAAUUCUCUUCUUUGUAUGCCAAACGUUCUCAAAGUAUACUUGGAAAAUGGGCAGACAAAAGCUUUCAGGUUUGAGACAAGCACUACUGUAAAGGAUAUUGUUCUCACCUUGAAGGAGAAGCUCUCUAUCCGGAGCAUUGCACACUUCGCCCUCACCCUGGAGGAGCAGUACAAUGCAGCAAAGGUCCACUUGCUGCAUGAGGAGGAGCUCAUUGAGCAGGUGGUCCAAAAAAGAGAAUCCCAUGACUACCGGUGCCUCUUCAGAAUUUGCUUUGUCCCAAAGGAUCCCUUAGACCUCCUGCAGGAAGACCCAGUUGCCUUCGAAUAUCUCUACCUGCAGAGCUGCAGCGAUGUGCUUCAGGAAAGGUUUGCUGUGGAAAUGAAAUGCAGUGUGGCGUUACGUCUGGCUGCUCUACACAUACAAGAGAGAAUCUAUGCUUGUGCUCACCCACAGAAAGUAUCCUUGAAAUACAUUGAGAGAGACUGGGGAAUUGAAAACUUCAUCUCACCAACUUUGCUUCGAAACAUGAGAGGGAAGGAUAUCAAGAAAGCCAUCAGCUACCAUAUGAAGCGGAACCAGAUCCUGCUGGACCCUCGGCAGAAGCAUAUGCUCGCAGCAGUCCAAGUGCGUCUGAACUACCUACAAAUCCUGAGUGACCUGAAGAUGUACAAUGGGAAGAUCUUUAAUGCCACCCUGAUGCUACAGGACAGAGAAUCAUACGUUGCAUUGCUGGUGGGUGCCAAGUAUGGGGUGAGCCAGAUUAUCAAUAGCAAGCUAAACAUCAUAACAAGUCUGGCAGAGUUUGCAAACAUCAGCAGGGUGGAGCUUACAGAAGAGUCUGAGAAAGUGAGCAUGGUAAAAAUCUACCUACAGGAUCUGAAGAUGCUGACCCUGCUGCUGGAAUCAAACAGUGCAAAAGAUCUUGUUUGCCUCAUCAUUGGCUACUACAGACUGUUCGUGGAUGCGAAUGCCUCCAUAUUUACUUGGGGAGAGAAAAGACAGCAACCGCACCGUGUCUCAGCUGAAGAAGGAUAUGAAUCUCGAACCUGCAGUGAUUCUGAAGACUCCUGGGAACUGGAUUCCUCCUCAGAGCAUUGCUUGGGCAUGCCUGCAGCAUACAGCAGCACCCCUCCUGUGUGCGAGAAGGAGCUGGGAGAGCUUCACAGCCGAGAGAAGGACAGCACAAAGCCCCAAGCUGGAGGAAGUGACCAACACGAUGCGGGUGGCAACACAACAGACAGUACAUCUGAGGCUUCAGAUUCAGCCAACACAGAGAGCCGAGGGUUUAAGACAAGUGGCUCAAGUGACUCAAUGGAUGCACUGGAGGAAGAUGAAUUGGAAGCUUGCUCUUCCUCCAGGCCAGAGUUCUUCCACUUCUACACACCAACUGUGCACGAAAUGAACAACUCAGAUGAGAGUUUCUUCCCCAUUUGUGCUGCAGAAGACUCCAGAAGGGCAGAAGCCAGGGACUUCUUCUGUUUCUUGCAGGUACCAGAAGCAGAGGAGCAUGAAUGUGAGCACAGCCCCUGGGAGGAGAGAGGAGUGGACAUAGGUGUGUCUAUGCUAGGGACCAAGCUAUCUGACAGAAAUGCCAUGGGCUAUUACAGCCUGUGUUGCAGCGUAUCGCCUGCAGGUAGUGUAGAGAAGAGCAAUAUCAGUCACAGCCCUGGAAGAAGUCCUUGGAAAGAUGCCUCUGCCCAGGAAGAGGCACACUGUGGAGCGGAGCAGGUAGCAGAAGCAAGCGAUCUCAUUUUGGAGCCACCCCCAGGCUUUGGUGACACCAGCUCAGAGGAAGAGUUCUACGACGCUGCAGACAGCCUCAGCCCCCCAGACACCCUGGCAGCAGGCUACAAGAUGAUGUCCCAGGAAGGUAUAGACAACUCCUGCAUGCUAAAGAAACCAAGGUGUUACAGCCUGGCGGAAAACCUAAUGACAAGGCAGACAGCAAGAGAGAAGUAUGGAAAGGAGAAGCAGCUGAAAUAUGCCAAGAGCCUGAGGAAGAGGAGAUCUUUUCUGAAAACCAAUUACACCUCACAGGUCACUUUCCCACUGGCUUUACCAGACUCUAUGCAGAGCUACUGCACUUGGCCACCUACACCACCACUGCUUGCUCAGCCCCCAGAUCCACCCUCCCCUGAGAACUUCAAGAAGGAUGCAGAAUCGGGACUUCGUGCUGCCACCCAGGCCCAGAGAGACACUGCUAGCACAAACCCAUCCUCUGACAUGAUCGAAAUGGAGCCUGACACCAUGGAAACAAAGUCAGUGACUGAUUUGGUGGUUUCUUCCAUUUCAGCUGUUCGCCUGCAGGGUGACCACAGGGAGGAGAGUGCAGAUGUUGCCAUACCUGUGGAUGACCUUUGUCCAGCACGUGCUGUAUACCCACCUUUCUUGUUCCUGGAGGAACCCAUGUACCUUCCCAGGGAACAAAGCAGAGUUGUCCAGGAAAGUCCCACAAUGAAGGUAAAUACUGGGUGGCCAAGUGAUGAGAGUUGUGUGAGCAUCGGAGAUUGGCUGGCCCAAGCAGCACUGGAAGGGGAGGGUGAGAUGAUGGAAGCCAAGCAUGAGGCUGGCAAUGUCCCUCUGUUCCAGGUCCAAGAGGUGACUUGCCCUCCUAAUGAAUGUACUCUGCCGUCUUUAUGCUGUGGUGCCAGCAUGGCCAUUCCCCAUGGGGUGACACGGGACCAGGAUCUGCUUCCUACUGCUGGGAGGCAAGCUACAUGUGAGGAGCCUGUCCUGGCUCCCUGUGAGGAAGGAAAAGCUAACCUUGACAGCUGUGCUGACUACAAGAGUGACCAUGCCUCAUCACAGGCAAAAAACAGACAAGAAAUAAACAAGGAAGCCUUACAGAAAGUGCACAAUAAAAAUCACAUGGGCUUUCCAGAUGCAACCCAGCUGUUAACAGAUUGCAGCAGCACCUCAGGGGUUAUAACUCGCCUCUCCUGGCUCUCAUUUGGUGCGAGAUCAGACCUAACUUCACCCAGCCCAUCUCAGAAGAGGAUAGAUGCCCCACUAGAGCUUUUGGACUCUCAGAGGACCAGUAGGUGCCUAGAGGUUGAUGUUGUCAGAAAGGAGAUGCAGACAUCCUCAGCUACACUACCCUUUGAGAAAGAGUUGAAAAGCAGACAUGGGCUGGAUGAAGGGGAGUCCAGAAAAGACACAGAAAAUGUUGUUCACGAACAGACUUGGUCUGUUCAGACUUCUCCCAGAGAACAGGUUACAGAAGUGGAGAAAGACUCUCCCCUGACUCCUUCUCAAGGGCUUUCCAUCUCCUCAGGCCCAAUUCCCUUGGGCUCAUUGGAAAAAAGAGCAGGAGACCACAGGACUUCAAAUUACUCCUUCCUCUGCUUUAACCAUAAGAAGGAUGAGCAGGCACUUUCUGGACCCAUCAUGACCAGAUUUUGGGGAUUUUCCAUGAUGAAGACAUCACCACCACAAUUUGGAAUGGACAAGUGCAGCUGUCAGCUAUCCUAUGUCAGCUGCUUCCACAGGCCUGAUGAAGAAGGAGAGCAGGAAACCACCAUUCCUAUGUGCAGCUUGUUUCUGCAGCCCCUCACUACCCCACCAUCUACCAACCGCAGUCUUCCUGGGUCCUCUGUGGACAGUUACCCUGUGACCAUUGCUAGGGACAAGGCUGUGUGGGACCCUCAUGUCCAAGCCCUCAGCCAGCUGAAUGACCAAGCACAGAUGAGCCCCGCAGACUUCUCCUGCUUCCUGGCCUACACUACAGAGCUCCAGGAGGUUGUGGGAAACCUCUCAGGGAGCCAAGCAACCCACCUGCAAGACCGAUGUGCUGAGCAAGGUGCUGAGAGCAAGGGUGCCCUUGGCUUAGCCUCCCAGGACCUGCUGUCCAGUUGCAAGGAGCUUCUGAAAAUAGAGCGGCCACUUGAAGAACUGCAGGAUGCUUUGAGGGUGACAUUUGGGCACCUUGUUCAGCUGGCAGUGGCCUGCUUCCAGGUGACACACUGCCGGCUGUGCAGGCAGAGGCAGCAGGAGCUCAGGGCCGCGCUCAUGGAUGUGGUAGGCACCUAUCACCAGUUUGUGCAGGCUGUUCACCAGCAGCUUCACAGGCAAGGCUGCCCAGACCUGGGCACCAAGCUCCUCACUCGCCAGCACACAGCCCUUACUGCUGCCAUGUUUUGCCUUCUGCAGCAGUUCAGGGUACCCCCGUUGUUUUGA
Molecule: messenger RNA, 4755 nt
Organism: Cygnus atratus (black swan)
Lineage: Eukaryota; Metazoa; Chordata; Aves; Anseriformes; Anatidae
Gene: FRMPD1
Product: FERM and PDZ domain containing 1
Exons: 16
Coding region: 61-4755 (1564 amino acids)
Cellular component (GO): cytoskeleton
Molecular function (GO): protein binding
Source: RefSeq, a predicted model, not a curated record